Darwinula stevensoni is the source of this 1734-nucleotide messenger RNA. The record is from the annotation of a GenBank genome assembly. NCBI's taxonomy places the organism in Eukaryota, Metazoa, Arthropoda, Ostracoda, Podocopida, Darwinulidae.
AUGGAGGCAUGGCAGGCUGCCGAAAGGGAAGAGGAAAAGACGAAGGAAGUCCGGCUGGAAGGCGCCGUGAAAUGGCUCUGCUUCGUCUCGUCGAUCACGGGGGAUUUCCCGUUCGGCGGGAUCUUGGGGUCGGGGGGACCGAGGUUUCGGUGGCUCUCCUUCCCCUCCGUUCGGCCUUGGAUUCGUCUCGUCUUGCACGGACUCCUCUAUGUUUACUUCUUCUACGUCUUACGCGAUGCGGUGUCGUCUGCGUUUUCGAGGGAGAGCAAGACGUUCGACGACGCCCAGCUGAAUGCGAGCUACGGCCUGCUCGUUCGGAGAUCGCUGACGGCCUUUUUCGCUUUCGCGAGCGUGAUGACCACGACUAGUCUCGCUUACGUCAGCCUCAUACUUCUGACCCUCUUCAAGGGGAAGAGUCUGCAAAAAGCCCUCGGAGAAGUCCUGGAACUCGGGUCCUCGGUGCACGUCUCGUCUCGAAGGAUUUUCCUCCAGUACUCGGUCCUGUUCGCCCUGAACAGCCUUUUCUCCUUGGCCUCCGGCAUGAUGGCAUGGAAAGCUGGCUUUUCCUGGUCCAUGGCCCUAGUAACGAUCGUCAUGGGCUCGUCCCACAACCACACGUUUCUUUUCCUGCCCCAUCUUUCCCUCUACCUCUGCACUCUGGUGGCCUCGGCCUACGACCGACUGCGAGUCUCCCUCGAAGAUCCCCAGAACGACGCGUGGAAGUCGGCUCAUCUCUGGGAUCGACGGCUCAAGGACGUCGUUCGGGGUCUCGGCUCCUCCUUGGGGCUGCAGGUCUCGGUCCUGCUCGCGGCGACGAUCGUGAACACGACCGCAACCCUGUACAUGGUCCUCGUCGAGCUGGACUUCCGUCAGGGCGCCUUCGACAUCGCCGUCACCCUCCUCCCCUUCCUCACCUCCACCCUCAUUUCGUGGACCGCUUCGGCCGUCUGUCUCCGAGCGGCUCAAGUCAUCCGAGAAGAGGUCCAACCUUUGCGCGACCAUGAAUGGGCAUUGAUGUCUUUCGGCAUGCAGGACGAGAAUUUUCGCCGCCAGAUCAACUGGAGGCUGUUGUCGAAAAUCGAGGAUCCGUCCUGUCCCGAGAAGGAAAUCCAAGCCGAAACGUUCGCGCUAAAGAAGAUCCUGCAAUCCGCCAACGUCCUGAUGACCGGUUCCGGAUUCGUAAGGCUCGGCGAACGGUCUCGAUGGAGACGGGCUCGCGUGAGCGGUGGAGACGACGGGCGGGAGCGAUCCGCGCCUGCCGUGGCGACAGACGACGUCGAACGCAUCGACACGGUCCGGACGAACCGGGUCGUCGCCUUCUCGAUCCGAACCGACGACGUUCUCACGCCACGCGUGCGUGGACUCGCACGUCGGGGGAUCGGCGUCCUCGCCUCGGCCGAGCUCCCGAGGAGUCCCGCCUUUCUUCCGGGUUCCCUCGCGCGUCCUUCCGCGUCGGGCACGGGGGAAGACGGACGCGGGGGAAGACGGACGCGGGGGAAGACGGACGCGACGGAGAGGGGGAUCGAUCGACAUCGGGGAACCCGUUCCCGCUCGGAUGCAGUUCUGCAUUCCGGGAAAGAGAAAUACGGAGAGUCCACUAAAAAUUUACGACAGCACACGUUCGAGGAAAUGGACAUCGGUCACGAUGCACUUCUCCAGCCUCUCCUGGACGUACAACCACGAUUCAGCCUCGUUUCGAUCGGACCACCCUGCAAUCUCCGCCGCACGUUUUAA